GCAGUUGCUUGCGUUGCUUGUAAAAUGAGGCUUUUGUCUAUAGUUAUUCUUAUUAUUGUUACAGUUUUGCUUAUCUGCACAGUAUCUGCUAUCGAGGGGUUUCAUCGCAACUGCAAGCGUCUGCCUCGUCCAUACGUUGACGUCCCCGGUCUACGACACGGACAUCCAGAUCACAGAGUACAAGAGUGGCUCCAAAGCCAACAAGCACUCCUAAACCAAAUCCCCCAGUCUCCCCAAUUCCAACCCUCUCAACAAUGUCCAACGCCAACACCGACGGCCCCAUAGUCGCCGACAUCCUCUCCAAAACCCGGCUCAUAAACACCUACGCAUCCCUAACCCGCGAAUUUGAGUCCGCCCUCUCGCACAUCAACAACCCCUCCAAGAAUAUCACAAUCCUAGCCCCUCGCAACUCCGCAAUCCAUAACCUGCCGCACAAGCCCUGGGAGAACCCCGAGGAUUAUGAGCGGUUGGGCGAGGUGAAUGUGUAUGAGGGGAGGGAGGGGAAGGAUCGAGCGCAGGGGAAUUUGAAGAGGUUUGUGGAGGCGCAUAUUGUGAGUGUUUGUCCGUGGGGGGAGGGGGUGGAGGCUGAGACGCUUUGUGGGAAGAAGGUUAGGUGGGUUAAGGAAGGGGGAAAGAUAGUGAUUGAGCCUGGGCAUAUUGAGGUAGACCAUGUUGCUGAGAAGGUGGCUAAUGGUGAGGUUUGGAUUCUCAAUGGGGUUCUUGACCCUCGUUAGGUGAGUUAUGAGUAAUGCUUGACGACUAUUGCAUUUAUUGUACGAUUCAUGGUUCAAUGAAAAUAUUCUCAUCC
Messenger RNA from Aspergillus glaucus CBS 516.65, 808 nucleotides. RefSeq lists its product as uncharacterized. Lineage: Eukaryota; Fungi; Ascomycota; Eurotiomycetes; Eurotiales; Aspergillaceae. Bases 255 to 734 code for a protein of 159 amino acids. The transcript is spliced from 2 exons. The record is from RefSeq and is a predicted model, not a curated record.